This is a messenger RNA of Hippocampus zosterae (dwarf seahorse), 2132 nucleotides long. Its product is annotated as homeodomain-interacting protein kinase 2-like. The record is from RefSeq and is a predicted model, not a curated record. The coding region runs from base 113 to 1765 and encodes 550 amino acids. Gene Ontology annotation, cellular component: cytoplasm; nucleus; PML body. Gene Ontology annotation, biological process: positive regulation of transcription by RNA polymerase II; peptidyl-threonine phosphorylation; peptidyl-serine phosphorylation. Gene Ontology annotation, molecular function: SMAD binding; protein tyrosine kinase activity; protein serine/threonine kinase activity. NCBI's taxonomy places the organism in Eukaryota, Metazoa, Chordata, Actinopteri, Syngnathiformes, Syngnathidae. The transcript has 9 exons.
GAUCAUUUGUGUUUGCAUAACCGCAAUCAUCUUUUUGUUUCUUGGGAUCUUUGUACACUCGAUCACACCAAAAAUGCUUUCCAGAUGAAGAGGCAAAGUGCUAUGGACAAAGAUGGACAUCCCCCCCCCAAGUGAAGCCGCAUACCGCCUGCGCCCGGGAGCCAGGCUUCAUUCGCCAUUCGCCGGCUACAAGGUGCUCUCCGUUAAGGGCGAGGGUACCUUUGGCAAAGUGGCCAAAUGUCGCAAAGCGGAUACGAACAAGACGGUGGCGGUGAAGAUGAUCAGGGACCAGGGAAACUUUGCUGUGCAGGCCAGGUUUGAGAUUGAGGCACUCCAGAAAAUCCAAAUGCUGGAAAACUACACGAGUCACCUGGUCCAGUGGAUGAGCACUUUCAGCUACAUGGGCUACAUUUGCCUGGAAUUUGAAUACCUGGACAAGAGUCUUUUCGAUUUCAUGAAGGAGCGACAUUUCAAGCCUCUCCAAGUCAAGGAGAUCCGACCCAUCGUCCACCAGCUCGCAAAGGCUCUGGAUCACCUAAAGGGUGCACGGAUGAUUCACGCCGACCUCAAGUUGGAGAACAUCAUGUUCAUCAACCAUCAGCAGCAGCCCUACCGCGUGAAAGUCAUCGACUUCGGCCUGACGCAUGACAUCGCAGACGCCAGACCGGGCUCGUACAUUCAAAGCCGCCCUUACCGGUCUCCGGAGGUCUUGGUUGGGGCGCCGUACGACGAGGCUAUCGACAUUUGGUCCAUGGGCUGCGUGACUGCUUUUCUGUACACGGGUACACUGAUUUUCCCGGGCAAGAAUGACUACGAAAUGAUAACGUACAUCACAGGGACUCAAGGAGCCUUUCCAGACAGCCUUUUGGUCUCUGGAAAGAAGACGGAACACUUUUUCCAUCAGGAAAGUGAAACCAGUCUGUGGAGCCUGAAGACGUCGGAAACGUACCAGCAAGAGACCGGAAUAGCAGUCAGGAUGGCCGAGAAGUUCCAGUUGAGCUCUCUUGACCACCUCCUCCAACUCCAGCAGUUCCAGUGGUGUUACACCAGACACCCCUCGGACCAGGUUGUGUACUCGGCCGAUAAGCUGAUGUUUGUGGACAUGUUGAAGGGGAUGUUGCGUCUGGACGCGUCUCUUCGGAUGACGCCCCGCCAGGUGUUGGAGCAUCAGUUCAUCAGCAUGAGCCACCUGUGGCCUCACUUUGCCAUCAGCCCCCAUGUUCGGUUUUGCUGUGGAAUAAUGGCUGCCUGCGACUGUAAGGAACCUCGUGGUAAAAAGAAGGAAGUGUUUCCGCAGAAUCUGGGCAGCUGCGUCUGCAACAAGAAGCAGUCGGGGCAGAAUAAGAAAAGCAAGGAUGGUGGUGAGGCGGGACAAGGAAUUACCCAUCCCAAAAAGCGAAAGAACGAUGCCGGCUGUCAGCGCAGAAAAAACACUUGCAUCGCUGACCAACUACACGUGAGACGUCCGGCGGACUCGGUGCAACCAAUCCAAACUUGGUCCAAGGUCUCCAAGAAUGCAAGGCAGCAUCUGGACGUUCACGCGGCAUCUGAAACAAAAUCAAGGGUGUGGCUAAGAAAGGACACCAGUAGGUUCAAGCACUGGAAAAAGAACGCAAGGCUAUCGCAACCACGUCCGACUUCCCCAGCCCCCGACUCCAACCUCCUCGCUAGCAUACCCCAAUAUCGACCCCUGACCCCUUCGCCUCUGAAAUGGAAUCAAAUGUAUGGUCCGAUGGACGUGAAGAUGCUUCGGCAACUGGAAUAGGGAAUAGCAUCUCAAGCACGGCUUUCCCGAACUCUGACCAUGACCUCCCUGAAAUCUAAUCCGAGAUGAAAUCCAGAGUGUGGCUCAGGAAGGACACCUGGAGGAUUCAGGAACAGGAUCAAGAACAUUCCAACCAUCCUUUACCCUUACCUAGCUAACCCUUGCAUUCACUAACACUAACCCCCGCCCCCCCCCCCCAACCAAGCCGCCCUCCUUUCCCCCCCAAAAUAAACCCCUAUCAUGGAUUGCAGGUGAUUGUGAUGGGAGUCUGUGCGUUGUUUUGCAUUCCUCUUUGCGUAAAGUCUGAUAACAGGAAAAGAAUUUCAAAAUAAAGGCCAACAAAUGGCCAAUCUUCCUCCUACUGUGA